AUGACGUCCGUAAGAAAGAGAAAGAUGAACCGUUCAUCGAUAAAGAAAGCCACCAGAAGGUUGAAAGACAGACAGAGAAAUAUCAAUAUCCAUUCCAAUCCCAUCAUAGCAGCUAACUGGGACAAAUCUUUGACAUUACAACAGAACUAUAAGCGUUUGGGAUUGAGGGCCAAGCUCGGAUCUAUGGCCGGAGGUCAAGAACAGAAAGUUGAGACUUUGACUGAGAUAAGAGCCAAAAGAGAAAAAAGUGCUAGUAAAGUCAAGCCCUCAGAUAUUGAGCAGACCGAAGAUCCAGCCCAGAUUCCUGAGGGCGAAGCUCGUUUGAUCAGAGAUGAAGAUACAAAUGAAGUAGUUAGGGUGAUCUAUGGUACUAUGAAAGUAUCAAAAGAUAGUGAAGCCAGUGAAGUGGAAAACACUCUGGUCAUAAAGCAGUUGGAAGAAUAUGCUCAAAAGAACUCACAGUUGAAGAGAGAAAGAACUGCUUCAGACAGGGAAAAUGAGUGGUUGAAAAGCUUGUACGAGAAACACGGUGAUGACUACGACAAGAUGAAGUGGGAUAAGAAGUUGAACGUGCAGCAACAGAGUGCUGGUGAGUUGAGAAGAAGAAUCACAAAAUGGAAAAAGGUCAACAGUAUUGAAUAGGCAUAUCAUAUAGCAUCAGACAUCAUUUGCAUUUCCUAAUGUACACUAGUUUCAC
Messenger RNA from Scheffersomyces stipitis CBS 6054, 697 nucleotides. RefSeq lists its product as uncharacterized. Lineage: Eukaryota; Fungi; Ascomycota; Pichiomycetes; Serinales; Debaryomycetaceae. Bases 1 to 642 code for a protein of 213 amino acids. The transcript has a single exon. Gene Ontology annotation, cellular component: nucleolus. Gene Ontology annotation, biological process: ribosomal large subunit biogenesis. The record is from RefSeq and is a predicted model, not a curated record.